Maniola jurtina (meadow brown) is the source of this 7472-nucleotide messenger RNA. Its product is annotated as protocadherin Fat 1-like. The record is from RefSeq and is a predicted model, not a curated record. Bases 308 to 7105 code for a protein of 2265 amino acids. Gene Ontology annotation, biological process: homophilic cell-cell adhesion; cell-cell junction assembly; adherens junction organization. The transcript is spliced from 36 exons. Gene Ontology annotation, cellular component: plasma membrane; catenin complex; adherens junction. Gene Ontology annotation, molecular function: calcium ion binding; cadherin binding. NCBI's taxonomy places the organism in Eukaryota, Metazoa, Arthropoda, Insecta, Lepidoptera, Nymphalidae.
AUUAUGUGAAAGAUAAUGACUUUAUCAUAUUUCCUCGCAAAGAUAACAAUCGAUACAUAGCCGGUUAAUCAUCGUCAUCAUCAUUAUCUAAAUAAGGACAUGAUAGUGGACAUUCAGUUUUGUUUGCGCCCCUACAAUAACUGUUGUGUUUUGAUAGACUACAUUGAGGUACAUUACUACCAUUACAGGUACAUUUACAUUAUACGGUAAAUUGCCUCGAAUAAAAGAAUCGAAAAUUAUUUAACUAUAUCAACGUAAGAAGUAGUGUUUAGUGCGCUGGUUAACAUGAAAAUAAAUAAAUGAUAAAAUGGAAAACACUUUUCUUUGGUUACUUUUAAGUGGUCUUGUGUCUAUGUCAGUACCUGCAAAUGGCUGUGCAAUCGAUGGCAUAGAUUGGUUUGUAGCUGCUUCCGAAUCUAUACUUGAUACAUUUAGAGGCAAUAUUUGGGAUAGAUCUACAUCAAAUAUUGACGGUAUACAGGACAUAGAAUAUACAGAGGGACUAAACAAUGGACCCUACGUGACUAUAUCGCAUACGGAUUCUAGGCUGAUCGUUUCUACUAACGAUGCAUUUAAAAACUAUGAGGAAUACGAAACAGCGAUGUCUAUGGGAUUUACGAUAACUUUUAGAUGCACCGGUGGCGGUACAAAUCGUUUUGUGUUUGAAAUACGCAUCAAUGAUACAAACAACAACGACCCACAAUUCAGACCGUCCAACACUUACGAGUUUAUCAUUGCACCACCAAUACCACCAGGCUUUCUGAUCACCAACUGUGUGGAUGAUAUAAUUGUCAGAGACAUUGAUUUAACGACGCAGAGAAUUGACUUUGAGCUUUCAGGAAGUACACUAUUUCAAAUCACGUACGACAAUACAUCUACUAUCCCCAAAGAAUUCAAAGCAGCUUUGCGAACUACAACGUUCAUCAGAUCAAUACCUGAGCCAAUUAUUCUCACUGUAACUGCUACGGAUGUAGACCGAACUGGCGACCCAAGAAGAACAGCAACCGCCACUGUGAAAGUUGUAGCUGAUACCGAGUUUAACUUUCCUGAUGAACCAAUUUUUUCACUACCCUUUUAUUUAGCCACUUAUACAUCUGAGAAUGAACUCAUUUUACAAGAUACCAUUUCUUUGCGUCAAGGUUUUGACGAAGAAGUGGUAUUCAGUUUAGAAGGACAACAUUCGCAGUAUUUUGAACUUGCCCCAUAUGCCAACGAAGUUACUUUUAAGAUAAAGGCUCCAGUACCUGUUGAAUUGUAUAAAGAGGGCCAAAUCCUUCUCGUUGUGAAGGCAGAGCGAACAUAUACAAGCGGUGCCACUGCUACGGUUGUUGUGGAGUUACCUAAAGCUAUUGAGCUACAAUUCGAAGCUGGGGUAUACGAAGGAUCUAUCGAAGAUAAUAAAUUAAAUCUCGAAAAUUUAAAACUAAAGCAAGGAUAUGAAGAUACGACUAUUACCGUCGACAUUAUAAGCGAUUAUAACUCUUACUUCAAAGCCAGCGUUAGUGGAAAUAUUAUCGCAAUAUCCAUGAACCCCUUAAGUGAUAGUAUUGUAAAAGGAAACAAUUUCAUUAACCUACAAGUAACUGCCACUACUGCUUCAAAUAGAACUGCCACUACCAUAGUUACAUUGGAGAUAAUAAAAGACGAUAUCACCACCCCUGUCUUCGAAAAAAACCUUUAUUCUGGAAGCUACGAUCACGCAACUGGGUUAAACCUUGAGCAAAUCAUUUUAAUACAAGGCUUUGAUAAUACGGUUACUUUUACACUAGAAGGAGAGUAUUCUACCCUCUUUGAAAAAAAAGAAGACGGACCCAACAUCUCGCUGUCUUUGUCGUCUUUACCGGCAGAACUCUUCGCAGAGCGAAACAUAUUGGUUUCUGUACGUGCCACAAAGCCCAGGACUGUGGGAGCUAACACUGUAGUACAGGUUUCUUUACCUAAAGCUAGAGAAUUGAGUUUUGAGAAGUUAAUAUACAAAGGAAACUUGGAAGAGAAUAUCAUUACCCUCGACACAAUUGUUUUGAACGUGGGCUACGAAUCGGACGUUAUCUUCAGCCUCACGGGAGAUCAUGUGGAUUAUUUCAAUUUAAACAUUACGAAGAACAAAAUAUCACUUGACGUGAAGAAACAGAUACCAGAAAAUGUUUUAGAAAAUAGUUUCUUCGUAAUGUUUCUAAGUGCAUCUGGUAACAACACGGUAACUUCCUCGGCGACCAUCUUGCUGGAGACAAUAAAACAAGAUACCGUAACACCUGCCUUUUCGAAGUAUAUCUAUGAAGGCACUUACAUAAACAGUACUAACAUCGAUUUUGAAACUAUAAGUUUAAUACAGGGUUACGAUGAUACAGUUACCUUUGAUUUAGAUGGAGAACAUGCAAGGUAUUUCUCGAUAAAUUCUGCUGAAAACCGAGUCAUGCUGACACUAAAAUCUACCAUACCGGAAGAUCUGAUAUUUAAAGAAAAGGUUUUGCUAUUCAGUGUGAAGGCCGAGAAACCUAGGACUGUCGGAGCUAAUGCCGCUAUUUCACUCAGAUUCCCACAAGAUUUAACCGAACCUGUUACUCUGCGAUUUUCACAAAAUACCUAUCGUGGUCUAUUAAAAGAUGACAAAUUGACUGUGGACAACAUUGUUCUUCAAUCAGGAUUUACAACAGAAACUAAAUUUUUGCUAAGUGGAGAUUCCGUUGAAAAUUUUACGAUCUCUAAUAGCAAUAAUGUGAUUUCAAUAGAAUUAUCAGACACUGUGUCAUUGGAAGAUCUUAAAAAGAAUAAAUAUAUAGUCCUUGAAAUAGAGGCAACAAGGGAAAGAGCUGUACCAGUAAUAUCUACAUUGAUAGUUGAUAUACCAGCCGAUACUCCAGUUACUAUACCAGUAUUUGAGAAAGCUUUUUAUACUGGAACUUAUACGAAAGACAGUGGACUAGAAUUCACAGAAUUAAUAGCCUUAAAAUUGGGAUUCGAUAAAACAGUGACCUUUACAUUAGAAGGAGAUAAUGCACAGUGGUUUUCUGUAUUACAAGAUGAAAAUUUAGUCUCUUUAAUUUCUAACGACCAAAAUCCAUUACCAGAUGAAGUCCUUUUAGAAAACCAGCACUUGCUCUUUACCAUUAUAGCCCAAAAACCUGACACUAUUGGUGGACGAGCGGCGAUAUCUAUCACAUUAAUAAAAGAUUCUGAUAUUGAUACCAGUGCAUCCUUUGAUAAAGUUCUAUAUAACGGGAAUCUCAAAGGUGGCGUUAUAUCUCACGAAACUAUUAGAUUGACAGGUUUUACUGGUUCAAACAUUAAUAUUACUGGAGAACUUGCGACUUCAUUCAAAGCAAACGCCGCCAACGAUUACGUCACAGUAGUCGUAGGUUUUUCAGCAGUCUUUCCUGAAAACCUAACUUAUAUAGUGCUUACUUUACAAGCAGACAGCGCUAAUGCAGUUCUUAUUAUAGAUGUGACGCCUUCAGAUUCUGACAUUGAUACAAGUGUAUCGUUUGAUAAAAUUCUAUAUAACGGGAAUCUCAAAGGUGGCGUUAUAUCUCACGAAAUAAUUAGAUUGACAGGUUUUACUGGUUCAAACAUCAAUAUCACUGGAGAACUUGCAACGUCAUUUGAAGCAAAUGCAGCUAACGGUUACGUUAUAGUAGACGUAAUCUAUUCAGCAGUAUUUCCUGAAAACCUUACUUAUAUAGUGCUUACUUUACAAGCAGACAGCGCUAAUGCAUAUCUAAUUAUAGAUGUGACGCCUUCAGAUUCUGACAUUGAUACCAGUGUAUCGUUUGAUAAAAUUCUAUAUAAUGGGAAUCUCAAAGGUGGCGUUAUAUCUCACGAAACUAUUAGAUUGACAGGUUUUACUGGUUCAAACAUAAAUAUUACUGGAGAACUUGCGACUUCAUUCAAAGCAAACGCCGCCAACGGUUACGUCACAGUAGUCGUAGGUUCUUCAGCAGUCUUUCCUGAAAACCUAACUUAUAUAGUACUUACUUUACAAGCAGACAGCGCCAAUGCAGUUCUAAUUAUAGAUGUGACGCCUUCAGAUUCUGACAUUGAUACCAGUGUAUCGUUUGAUAAAAUUCUAUAUAACGGGAAUCUCAAAAGUGGCGUUAUAUCUCACGAAACCAUUAGACUGACAGGUUUUACUGGUUCAACUAUCAAUAUUACUGGAGAACUUGCGACGUUAUUCGAAGCAAACUUAGCCAACGGUUACGUUACAGUAGACGUAAUCUUAUCAGCAGUCUUUCCUGAAAACCUAACUCAUAUAGUGCUUAAUUUACAAGCAGAUAGCGCCAAUGCAUUUCUAAUUAUAUAUGUGACGCCUUCAGAUUCUGAUAUUGAUACCAGUGUAUCGUUUGAUAAAGUUCUAUAUAACGGGAAUCUCAAAAGUGGCGUUUUAUCUCACGAAACCAUUAGACUGACAGGUUUUACUGGUUCAACUAUCAAUAUUACUGGAGAACUUGCAACUUUAUUCGAAGCAAAUGCCGCCAACAGUUAUGUCACAGUAGUCGUAAGCUUUUCAGCAGUCUUUCCUGAAAACCUAACUUAUAUAGUGCUUACUUUACAAGCAGAUAGCGCCAAUGCAGUUCUAAUUAUAGCUGUUACACCUUCAGAUUCUGACAUUAAUACCAGUGUAUCGUUUGAUAAAGUUCUAUAUAACGGGAAUCUCAAAGGUGACGUUAUAUCUCACGAAACUAUUAGAUUGACAGGUUUUACUGGUCCAAACAUCAAUAUCACUGGAGAACUUGCAACGUUAUUUGAAGCAAACAUAGCCAACGGUUACGUUACAGUAGACGUAAUCUUAUCAGCAGUCUUUCCUGAAAACCUAACUCAUAUAGUGCUUACCUUACAAGCAGACAGUGCUAAUGCAGUUCUAAUUUUAGAUGUCACGCCUUCAGAUUCUGACAUUGAUACCAGUGUAUCGUUUGAUAAAGUUCUAUACAACGGGAAUCUCAAAGGUAGCGUUAUAUCUCACGAAACUAUUAGAUUGACAGGUUUUACUGGUUCAAACAUCAAUAUCACUGAAGAACUUGCAACGUUAUUCGAAGCAAACGUAGCCAACGGUUACGUUACAGUAGACGUAAUCUUAUCAGCAGUCUUUCCUGAAAACCUAACUUAUAUAGUGCUUACUUUACAAGCAGACAGCGCCUAUGCAGUUCUAAUCUUAGAUGUGAUGCCUUCAGAUGCCAGCCUCCCAAUAGUUUCGUUCGGCUCACCAUCAUAUUUUCUAUGGGCUGAUAUAAAUCAAACUGGCUCGGUCGGAAGGGUAAAAGCUACUGUGAGCAAUGGAGAAUCUGUGCUGUAUUCUAUUACUGUAGUAGGUGAUCUUCAAGAGCGUGUUUCGAUUAAUGCCGAGGGUGAAAUUCUAUUAUUGAUCUCAUUAGAUAAGGGAAUAUAUAAUUUCAAAGUUAUUGCAACGGCUGAAACUAGUCAAGUAUCUGCGACAGCUCAGGUGAUUUUGCGAGUAGAUGCUUUGCCAGAAUGCAGCACGGAAGCUGGCCUUCCACCGUUAAUCAUUUUAGAGAGAGUUGAAGAAGAGCCACACCUUAACUUAAUCGUACUAAACCAAACCCAAAAUGAAGAUUGUUGGUACACAAUAACAAGCAUCUGGCCCGAAGAUCAAUCAUGGCUGUACGUGGAUAAUAGAGGCUUGCAUGCUAGGGCCAUUGACCGAGAACACAAAUCAAUUGCCUUUAUGAUAUUAUCUCAGAUUCAAGUAGAGCUCAUACUUCACUGUGACAAUGAUGACGAGAGAGGCAUUGUCAAGCGAUCAUUAGCUACAGAAACUAGAUCAGUACUAGAUCCUUAUACCUACGGCUCUAGUAACUGGGUUCUUGCUGAUACAAUUACGUACAAUGCCAGGCGGAGCGUGGUGAAUCUAAUCGUCGAAGAUAUUAACGACAAUCCGCCGAUAUUUGUAGGAAAGGAGGACGAACCAAUUUAUGUAGGAUACCCCAUACCUGAACUCGAGAACACUAUAUUGCCACGAGCUUUGAUUGAAUUAAAGGCAACAGAUGCUGAUAUAGGAGAAAACGCAGCUUUAAUAUACUGGAGCGAAGAGGAAAAUCUAGCCAUUGCGGCGACCACGGGCUACGUACAUGUCCAGAAUAACGCAUUACUAACUGAUAACUCCCGCCUCACGGUAUAUGCUAUCGAUCAAAAUGGCAAAGGGUUAAACGGCACUUUGGAUAUUGUGGUCAAAUUAUUGGAAAGAAAUCAAAUAGCAGUAAUAACAGUUCGGAAUGCUUUCUUACAUGAUGAAAAUUCCAUUUUGAGUAACCUGAGCAAGUUGGUUGGUUACGAUGUCAAAAUAUUAAGAACAGUCGUAAUCUCUGAUAUUAAUGAAGAAACCGAAGAGCCUUCAAGAAGAAAACGAGAAACAGCGAACACAUCUGGUGCAUCUUUGCAAUUAUUUGUGUACGGUAUAUCCGGAAGCCAACUAGUCAGUGUUGACAAACUAACGAGUGAUUUAGAUAACGUAGUUUCGGCAAACUCAGUCCGAGUUACAUCGUUAGAAGAUCAUCUGGAAGGCCUAGAGAUAUGCUCAGUUCCAGGACAACACACCGCAUUGUUAGCCGCAACUAUAACUCUAGCUGUGGUACUUUUUAUACUAAUUGUAGCAGCCACUAUAUGGUUUUUACUAGAAUGGAGAAAGAAGCAAAACUAUGAAAAAUUUAGUGAUGCAAACAGCUUGACUACUAGUAUUGAAACCGAGCCGAUUCCUAAAGUUGAAACCCCACCCAAACCAAGACUUGAUAUUGAGGAACUCAAAAGAAGCGAAAGGAGACUGCAAGAAAUGCUUGACGCUCCACUUCCGGAAAUAACAGUUCACCCUCCAAAGAAUGAGACAAACAAAGUAGAAGAAGAUGAAUCUAUCACAAAAGCACAAGAAACUUUAAUCAAUAUUACAGCUGAUCCUCAACAACCAAUCAUAAUACAAUCGAUCGAUAAACUGAAAGAUAAUACUGAUGAUUUGGGCGAAGAUGAAUACGGUGAAGUGACAGUAACAACACCAAGGAAAUCUGUAGUCACUUUUAAUGAAAACGUUGAAAAAAUUAUACAUUUAGAAUACGAUAUUGAUGAAACUCCAUCAGAGCCCGAUACUGAAGUCUACAGGUUUUGAUGUUUCGUUUAGUUUAAAAUAAAUGUUAUGGUAAUUAGCUUUAUAAAACGGAUAUCUCUUUGGAAUAAAAUAUCCUUAGAGAUUUUUUCCCUGAACGUCUGUUAUCGGUUAUACAAUUUGACUAAAAAACGAAACUUGCAUGGGUAGCUCUUUCAAGUCGCUGCCCUCUUUAUGAGGGAACCCGAGAUAAGAUCAUGCAUCCGUAUAAAAUUAUGGCGUGCUUCGCUUAAAAUCUAAGUGAAUAUCAAAGUAGGUGGUUGAGUAUUGACACUGAAUGCUUGCAGUAUUGAACUUUUGAGAAUAUAAUUAAGACCUAAUCCUUUGUAAAAUUAUACCAAUAUGCAAAAUGAUAAUCAUAUUAAAAAUA